AUGGAAUUAAAGCAUAACAACGUAUUUAUUACUAAUCUUCAAAAAAAUGAUGUUAAUGCUGAAGAACGUCUUUCAUCUUUCAUGAGAGCACGUAAACGUAGUAUAAUUGGUAAUGGUUUUGUAAUGGAAAAAGAAGAUAAUAAUGAAGUAACUGUUCAUGUUGUUAAUAAAAUAGAUUCUGAAUCAAGUUCACUUAAAACAAAAGUUCCAUAUGUUCCAUUACAUAAAUUAUCUGCUCCUAUUGAAGCCAAAGAACAUUUUCAAUUGUUAAAAGAUUUAAUUGACCAUGAGAAGAAUAUUUCAAAGGAAGAUGGUGAUAGUAACGAAAAUUUAAAGCAAUCUUAA
This is a messenger RNA of Strongyloides ratti, 345 nucleotides long. RefSeq lists its product as hypothetical. Bases 1 to 345 code for a protein of 114 amino acids. The record is from RefSeq and is a predicted model, not a curated record. Lineage: Eukaryota; Metazoa; Nematoda; Chromadorea; Rhabditida; Strongyloididae. The transcript has 2 exons.